Pogonomyrmex barbatus (red harvester ant) is the source of this 1786-nucleotide messenger RNA. RefSeq names its product palmitoyltransferase Hip14 (gene Hip14). Gene Ontology annotation, molecular function: palmitoyltransferase activity; protein binding. Lineage: Eukaryota; Metazoa; Arthropoda; Insecta; Hymenoptera; Formicidae. The record is from RefSeq and is a predicted model, not a curated record.
GCGUGUGUGAUAUGCCGGCGUCCCUCUCCCUGCUGCGGCACGAUACGUUGGUCCUUUAAAACUAACCCUCCACCUCGCGCCCCGGGGGUCCGCCGCUCGAGCACGCCGUGGUCAUCGUCGUCGUUGUCGUCGUUGUCGUUGUCGUCGUCGUCGUUGUUCGCUACUAUGCGCAUCACGCAUUAACAGCGUAUAACGCCGUUAGCAAGGUGAGCCGGACGCUGUCUCUCUCUGCACCAUGUAUGCGCUGCAAAUGCAGACUGCUUGCCAGGGCGAGGGCAAUGGUGAGCCCGAUGACCCCAGCAGCCUUCAUCAGGAACCAGUACGACCUGCCACUCAAGAUUGCAGCUCUUUCGAUAUUGUCAGAGCUACGCAGUAUGGAGCGUUAGAUCGAGUGACACAACUGGUGGAAGCUGGCGCCGAUGUGAAUCAGCCUGAUUCAGAAACUGUGACGCUAUUACAUUGGGCUGCUAUAAACAAUCGCAAAGAUAUUGUAAAGUAUCUCAUUGCGAAAGGAGCCGUAGUUGAUGCUAUCGGUGGUGAAUUGGCAUCUACACCUUUGCAUUGGGCUACAAGACAGGGCCAUCUCUCUACGGUCGUGAUAUUGAUGAGAGCAGGUGCUGAUCCGACUUUGAGGGAUUCUGAAGGUUUUUCUUGCAUACAUUUGGCGGCGCAAUUCGGCCACACGGCUAUUGUGGCUUAUCUAGUGGCAAAAGGUGUAAAUCCAAAUAUGCCAGAUAGAAGCGCCAUGACGCCUCUUAUGUGGAGCGCUUAUAAAGUUAAUAGUCUGGAUCCAACGCGACUAUUAUUAACUUUAGGAGCAUCACAUUCACUUACCGAUAAUCUGCACGGUAACACGGCUCUACAUUGGGCUAUUAUAGCGAAAAACAAUACAGCAAUAUCUACUCUUGUGCAGCAUGGAGCCUCGUUAGACUUGCCCAAUUUCCAAAAUGAGACGCCAAUGACGCUGUUAGGUCCUCACAUUGGUGCAGCAUGGUUAGGACACAAAAUCAGUCAAGAGAUUAAGGAAAAGCAAGGUCGUACGAGAACAUGGUGUAGAGAUAAGAGAAUCCGUUGGUACUGCAUGGUCAGUACACCAUUUAUAGCAUUUUAUGUGAUCGGUAUGGUUUUACAGAGCGGAUGGGAUUAUUUAUUAAAACUAGGUGCCUUCAUCACCCUUUAUGUAACAGUAUAUGUAAUGAACCAUUUCGUGUUCGACGAACGGCUGUUUCACAUUUUGCCAAUGUCGAUUUAUUUGGCAACCAAGAUGUGGAUAUACGUCACAUGGAUAUUUUGGCUAGGUAUUCACGCAGCGUGGUAUUUAUGGCUGUUGUUAGUUGGCGGAUCUGUUCCUCUUUGGAUAUGUUUCCUACAAUCUUGGCGGGGUGAUCCCGGAAUUAUCACAGCUACUCAUGAGGAUAAAUUAAAUACGAUAAUCGAAUUGGCUGAGUCAGGUGGUUUCGAGCCACAAUGGUUUUGCAGUAGUUGUUUAGUCAGAAGACCUAUGAGAUCUAAACAUUGUUCUACAUGUGACCGUUGUGUAGCACGAUUCGAUCAUCAUUGUCCAUGGGUUAAUAAUUGCAUUGGUGCACAUAAUCACAAGUAUUUUCUUGGAUUCUUGGCUUCUUUGUUAGGCCUGUGCAUUGUUAUUUUAUCCGCCAGUGUACAAUAUUGGCAAUUUGAAUGUUGGUCAAAUUUAACAAAUGGUCAUAGCGCAGACAAUUAUCUGGUAGCCGCAGCUACCUGCGACGCUUGGGUGAUGUGGGUAGCAGCCAAUACGUCCCUUCAU